Molecule: messenger RNA, 1293 nt
Organism: Colletotrichum spaethianum
Lineage: Eukaryota; Fungi; Ascomycota; Sordariomycetes; Glomerellales; Glomerellaceae
Product: vitamin H transporter
Exons: 4
Coding region: 1-1293 (430 amino acids)
Cellular component (GO): membrane
Molecular function (GO): transmembrane transporter activity
Source: RefSeq, a predicted model, not a curated record
AUGGCCACAACGGCACUCGGGACGGUGACGGAAGAAAAUCCUCGACCCGAGGAUGCGAACACCGGACAACCCGUCGUCAAGGAUGUGGCCGUGCCAGCAGUCACAGCUUCAACAGUUAUGCAGGAAGCUGGCGACACUGAAAACGAACCGCGGAAGCGAUCUCUCUGGAUUGCCUGGCUGUACAUGUUCGACUGGUAUCCUUCGCAUUUGUCUAAAGAAGAGUCUCGCUUCCUGAGAAAAUUGGACGCAUUCCUCCUGACGUUCUGCAGCGUGGCAUUCUUCCUGAAAUGGCUAGAUUCUUCAAAUAUCAACAGCGCAUAUGUGUCUGGAAUGAAGGAGGAGCUCAAGCUCUAUGGGAACGAAUCCAAUAACUUUGGCGUCAUUCUUGGGGGAUAUCUACAGUCGGCCGCUUACACUAAUCUAAAUGGUGUGCAUGGCAUGGCGGGGUGGCGUUGGCUCUUCAUCAUCGACGGUUGCAUCAGUCUGCCCCUUUCCAUCAUGGGCUACUUCAUCUUCCCCGGUAUGCCAACUAGUGGGAAGCCGUGGUGGCUCUCUCAGGACGAAUAUGAACUUGGCCAGCGGAGAAUGCGAGACGAGGGUGUCGAAGAGCCGAAGAAGAUUUCAGUACAAAUGCUCAAGCGCCUCUUCUGCCACUGGCACUGGUACGUCGGCGUGCUCGCCUAUGUCCUGUUUCUCUCCGGAGCGUACCCUCAUGGCCAGAUGAGUCUCUGGCUCAAGUGGCAAGCCGAUAACUGGGGCACCUACACUGUACCGCAGGUCAACACUAUCCCUACCGGUGCGCAAGGCGUUUCGGUCAUUGCAGCUGUCUUGGCGACGUCUCUUUGCAUGGUCUACCCUACAUGGAUCAUAUUCCAGGUGGUUAUGGCUAUCUUCAUGUUUGCAAAUAUCUGUCAGAUGAUUUGGUUCAUCCCACACGGCUUGCACUUCACCGCAUAUUAUCUCUUCGGAGUAAGCGCUGCGGUGACUCCGAUUCUAGUUCCAACUGUGAACUACUGGAUGAAAGACUCGGCUGAGGCGCGUGCUUUCUGCACUGGCAGCAUGCUGACGUUGGGUUUCGCAGUCUCGUCAUUUUACCCCAUAGUCGUAUUUCCAGUGGUCGAAGCGCCAAGAUGGAAGAAGGGUUAUAUUGUGAAUUUCUUUUUCAUCUUAGGUUGCUGGUUCUUUCUUUCCCUUGGUUUCUUUUUGAUUCGCAAGCAAGAAAAGCGCCAGAAGGAGAGAGCACUGGUCGACGAGGAAGACUUGAAGGGUAGUGACAUCCAGCAUCUUGAUUAG